This is a messenger RNA of Dictyostelium discoideum AX4, 6042 nucleotides long. It is a transcript of the gene mtaA, whose product is annotated as XMAP215 family protein. Lineage: Eukaryota; Evosea; Eumycetozoa; Dictyosteliales; Dictyosteliaceae. Gene Ontology annotation, biological process: microtubule polymerization; spindle organization; establishment or maintenance of microtubule cytoskeleton polarity. The record is from RefSeq and is a predicted model, not a curated record. Gene Ontology annotation, cellular component: cytoskeleton; centrosome. The coding region runs from base 1 to 6042 and encodes 2013 amino acids. The transcript has 4 exons. Gene Ontology annotation, molecular function: microtubule plus end polymerase activity; microtubule plus-end binding; tubulin binding.
AUGGGAGAUGAAGAAGCACCAUCAGGAUCAAUAGAGGAUAGAAUUAACCAUAAGAAUUGGAAAUGGAGAGUGAGUGGUUUAGAAGAAUUAACAACUAAAUUUAGAAAUAGUAUUGAAGGUAGUGGUCCAUUAUUCAAUGAAUGGGGGCCUCAAUUUAAAAAGAUUCUGGCUGAUAUCAAUCCAAUGUCACAAGAAAGAGCAUUGGAACCUUUAUCAGCAUUUAUAGAUAGAUGUGAUUGUGUUAAUAAAUUCGCAGCAAGUUAUGUUGGUGUAUUAGUUGAAAAAUUAUUUGCAUCAACUAGACCGAGAGCAAAGGAGAAAACAAUUGAAUGUUUGUUAUUGACGAUUGAAGCAGAUUCAGCGGAACCAGUAGUUGAAGCAUUGUUGAAAGGUACAUCAUCAACCUCACCAAAGAUAUUAUUAGCAUCAUUAGCAGCGUUAACUCAAGCAUUGAAAACAUUUGGACCAAAACAAAUACCAGUUAAACUUAUAUUGAAACAAUUUUCACCAUGGUUUGAGAAUAGAGAUAAGGGUAUUAGAGAUCAAGCAUCUGAAUUAUUCAUUGAAAUUUAUCGUUGGAUUGGUAAAGCAUUAAUACCAUUAAUUAGUGAAGCGUUAACUCCAAUUCAAUUAAAAGCACUUCAAGAUCAAUUUGAAAAAUUACCAACUGAUCCUGCUGUACCUUUAAAAUAUACACGUUCUGAAGCUGCAAAAGCAUUGGCAAAUGCUUCAAAAGGUAUUCAAGCAAAACCAGAAGUUGUUGAAGAAAUUGAUCCAUAUUCAUUAAUGACAGCAGUUAAUAUUUUACCAAAAUUAACAAGUGAAUUUUAUGAAGGUUUACAAGCUAAAAAAUGGCAAGAAAGAUCUGAACAAAUGGAUAAAUUAGUAACAAUUUUAACAAAUACACCUAAAAUUGAAACUGCUGAUUUUAGUGAACUUUGUAAAGCUUUAAAAAAAAUUUUAGCAGAUGUUAAUGUUAUGAUUGUACAAAAAGCAGUUGUUUCAAUUGGUUUAUUAGCAGAUUCAUUAAGAGGUGGAUUUACAAGUUAUGUUAAACCAUUUAUAACACCAAUUUUAGAGAAAUUUAAAGAGAAAAAGACAAGUGUUUUACAAUCAGUUCAUACUACAAUGGAUAGUUUAGUUGGAAAAUCAAUUUCAUUAUCAGAUAUUAUCGAUGAACUUACAGCGACUAUGCAAUCAAAAGUACCACAAAUUAAACAAGAGGUAUUGGUAUUCAUUUGUAAUUCAAUCACCAAUACAAAGAAACCAGCUGAUAUCACUAAAGUAACUAAACAAUUGACAAAGAUUUUCAUGGAGGCAUUAAAUGAUACUGAUAGCAAUAUUAGAGAUAAUGCAUCUAAAGCAUUCGCUGCAUUGGGUGGUAUCAUUGGUGAGAGAGCAAUGACACCAUAUCUAAAUCAAAUCGAUCCAAUUAAAGCAAAGAAAAUUAAAGAUAAUAUGCCAGCAGUUGCAACACCAGUUACAAUAACACCACAACCAUUGGCGCCUGUUGAUUUAAAAGAUAUUGAUUUACCAGUUAGUAGUAGUAAUAAAAAACCAGCAGCAGCAACAGGUAAUUCAAAAUCAUCAUCAACAACUACACCAACAGGAAGAUCAUCAAAUUCUUCACCAUUACCACCACCACCAUCAUCAUCAGAUGAUAUUAAAAAUAAAUUAAUCGGAGCAGGUAUAGUAAAUAAUGAAAUUAUUGAAGGAUUAGGUAAAACUCAAUGGAAAGAUAGAUUACAAGCAGUUGAUGAUAUUUUAGAGAAUGUUAAAGGUUUAACAGCAGAUUCAAUCAAUGGUAUGUCUGAAUCGAUUAUACAAUUAUUAUGUGAUAAACCAAGUUUAAAAGAAUCCAAUUUUCAAGUUUUAUCAAGUAUAUUUUCAAUAUUCAUUCAAUGUUGUAAGAAUGAUUCAAAUUUCACUCAACAACGUUGUGCUAAUAGUUAUUUAACCACAUGUAUAGAGAAGUUAACAGAUGUUAAAUUAAAAGAGAUCUCUAGUGAAUUAUUAUUUUCAACAGGUGAGUCGAUAACACCUCAUGCAGUGUUCACAUCAAUUUAUCAAUUUACAAGCAAUCAUAAGAAUCCAAAGAUCAUUGCAGACUCUUUGGUUUGGAUUCAACAAGCAAUUGAUGAAUUUGGUAUUGGAUGUUGCUCGAAUGGUAUUCAACAAUUGAAACCAUUGUUAGAUUAUACUAAACAAUGUUUAGAAUCUACGAAUCCAGAUGUAAAAAAAUCAGCAAUUAAAUUAUUAUGUACAAUUAAAAUCAAUAUUGGAGCUACUUUAACCGAUUUUUUAGGUGAUGUAAAGAAACCAACGAUGGAGGUACUCGAUAGGGAAUUUCAAAAAAUACGUGACCAAAAACCACCAGUACCAAAUAGACAAUGGAAGGGUAUGCCACCACCAGGUUCAGCACCAGUUCAAAUCGAAUUCCCAAGAGUUGAUAUCUCUGUAAAGUUAACACCAGCCAUUAUCACUAAUCUAUCCGAUGCCAAUUGGAAAACUCGUUCAGAUGCAUUGGAUGAGAUUGAGAGGAUUAUCAUUGAUGCCAAUAGAAAGAUUCAACCAAAAUUGGGUGGACUAAUACCUGCUUUAAAGAAUAGAUUGACCGAUAAUAAUCAGAAAUGUACCAUUACAACAUUGAAUAUCAUUGGUAUGCUUUCACAGGCAAUGGGUGGUCAAUCAUUUGAAAAGCAUGCUCGUCUAUUGAUACCAGGAAUUCUAUUGUUGUUGGGUGAUUCAAAGAAACCCGUCAGAGAUGCUGUCAUUAGUUGUAUGAAUGUAAUAGUUCAAUCCGAUUUGGGAUUCGAUGUUUUCAUUGGUUCAUUGGCAGCACCAAUGAUUCAAGAAUCUGCAUUCACUCGUAAGGAAUCAUUAGCUUGGACAAUUGUAAAUGUUACCAAUAUGAAAGCUGCACCUAUACCAUCAGAAAUCAAUACAUUGGCAAAAGGUAUCAUUUCAUGUUUACAAGAUAAAUCUGCUGAAAUUCGUUCAUUAGCUGAUAAUUUAUUAUCAAUACUUUGUACUCAAAUACCACUAAUUGAAUUUAAAAAAGAAUUAAAACAUGUUAAACCUGCUAGUCAGCCAUCAAUUCAAACAAUACUUGAUAAAUAUUAUCAAAAAACUGGUCAACCAAUUCCACCACCUUCAAAAACAAAACAAUCAACUUCAUCAUCAUCAUCAUCAUCAUCAACUACUUCACAACAAUCUUCAACACCAUCUUCACCACAACCAAUAAGACAACAACAACAACAACAACAACAACAACCAACUCAACCACAACAACAACAACAACAACAACAACGUAGAUCAAUUUUACAAUCAAAUAAUGGAGCAAGUAAUUGUGAAUUUAUAAUAUUUGAUAUUAAUGGUAAAAUGAAUAGACAAAAAACCAAUCAAAUACCAAGUUGGCAUUUUAUUGAACCAACUGAAGAGGUAGUAGAGAUACUUCAAGAUCAAGUUUUACAAUGUUUUACAGAGGAAUUUGCAAAUUUAAUGUUUUCAAGUUUACCAUCAAAUUCACAACAUAUGUCAGAUUUAAUGAUUGGUAUGAUUGAACAAAACCCAGAGGCAAUCAUAUCAGUAUUGGAUAUUUUAUUUAGAUGGAUAACAUUUAAAUUAUUUGAUACUGGCUUGGCUAGUCAAAAGAGGGUUUUAAAGAUAUUGGAAAUAUUAUUGAAUAAAUUGAUAGAUUCUGAAUACUCGAUUGGAGAGUAUGAAGCAUCAUGUUUGGUACCAAUACUUUUGGAGAAAUCAGGUAGUGCAACCAAUGAACAAAUCAAACAGAUCUUUAAACAAUCGAUUCAACAAUUGGAAGAACUUUGUUUACCAAAUGUUUUAUUUAGAUUUGCAAUUGAAAUGGUUACAUCACAAAAUUGGAGAACUCGUGUUGAAGUUUUAAAUGUUAUGGCAUCAAUUAUUGACAAGAAUGGAGCAUCGGUUUGUGGAAACCUUAAAGUGGUUAUUCCAUUAAUCACUCAAAACUUGAAUGAUUCUCAAUCAAAACAAUCAUCAUUACUUUGCCUUAAUAAACUUUAUUCACAUAUUAAAGAUGAAUGUUUUAAAUAUUCAAAUAUAUCACAACAGGAUAAAAUAUUAAUUAUUGGUAAUAAUAAUAAUAAUAAUAAUAAUAAUAAUAAUAAUAAUAAUAAUAAUAAUAAUAAUAAUGUUCAACAACAACAACAACAACAACAACAACAACAACAACAACAACCACGUAAAUCAUUAUCAACAGAUGAAAUGUCAACACAAUUAAUUGGUUGUUUAGAAUUAUUAAAAAAUUAUAGUAUUACAAAAGAAAAUAUUGAACAUACAGUUGAAGCAUUGAAACAAUUUUCAGGAUUAAUGGCAAAUGGUAAACUUGAUGAUGUAUUUGUAAAUUUUGCAGAAGAGUAUUUCUUAGUUUUAACAAGUAUUUUAGCAGAUACAUUCCCACAGGUAUCAAAGGAUGCUACAAUACUUAGACUUUGUAAAUAUUUAAUUCAUACUAUUAUCUCUAUACUUUCAAAUAAGGUUGUGGCAAAACAAUGUAAUGUUAGAUGUUUAGAGAUCGUUUUAAAUGAAACCAUUAAAUUGUACAGUUUGGCCGAAUCAAAUUCAAGUAAACAAGGAACUGAAUCUGAAUUAUCGAAAGCAUUCAAUCAAAUUCUAUUACGUAUCCUUCAAAAUUGUAAUAGCACCAUACUGUUUAGUACGCUACUUCAAAUGAUGUCUAGAACUGAUAAUGAUCAAAGCAUUCAACAUCCUGGUAAAUACAAUGAUCUUUUGUUACGUUGCUUAUUACGUGCUACUAAAUCUUUGACAACUCCUUCUAUUUUGGAGGAAUUAAAUGUCGAAACCGUCUUAUCGGAAAUUAAUUCCUUCUUAAAAUCAAAUCCUUCCCUAGAUGAAAUCACCAGAAAAACUACAAAAACUCUUACUUCUGAACUUUAUCAAAAUAGAACUAAUCAAGUUGUUAAAUUUACAAAAGAUAUCAUAUCAAAAGGUCAACAACAAAAAUAUCAAUAUUUACUUAAUCUUUUAAUUGAAUUAGUACCAAAACAAUUUGAAGAUUUAAUAAAUGGUAAUGGUAAUGGUAAUAGAAUAAGUAGUGGUGGCAGUAAUAAUAAUAAUAAUAAUGGUGGUAGAGUUAGUAGUGGUGGUAAUAAUAAUAAUAAUAGUGGAAGAGAAAAUAUAAAUAAUAUUAAUAUUAAUAGUAGUUUAGAUUCACCAAUUAAUGAUCAUCAUAAUAGUAAUAAUACAACAACAACAACAACAAGAUCUAGAACUUCAACUGGUUCAAGUAAUUCACAACAACAACAACUACCUACAACUUCAGCAAAUACUACAACAACAACAACAACAACAACAACAACUGGUAAAACUCAAUCAACAUUAUCAACAUUAAAAAUUAAUAAAGAACCAAGAGAUUACUCAGGUAAAACAGAUUCACAAAAGAAAGAGUUAUUAAUUGAAAUUUUCAAAAAAAUUGGAAAUAAAGAUUUAACAUUGGAUGGUAUUCAUGAUUUAUAUUUCUUUAUUAGAGAAUAUCCAGACUAUGAUAUAACACCAAAUUUAAAUUCAAGUUCACAACAAUUCCAAGCAUAUAUCACUAGAAAUCUUAAAAAGAUUAAGGACUCAAUGGAUGCACCAAAAGAUAAAGAUGAUGAAGUUGUAAAUUAUCAAGAAAGAUUAAAAGUAAUUCAAAAUACAUUUUAUAAUCAACAUAAUCAACCAUCAUCUCAAGUUGUAAAUAAUAAUAAUAAUAAUAAUAAUAAUAAUAAUAAUAAUAAUAAUAAUAAUAUUAAUAAUAAUAAUAAUAAUAAUAAUAAUAGUGGUGGUAAUGAAAAUAUAGCACCACAAUUAUCAAAUACUGCAUCAAUGGCUUCAAAUACACUUCAACGUUUAAGAACUUUAAAUCCUGAUCAAAAUAGUGGUAGUAAUAAUAAUAAUAGUCAUCAAAAUUCACCAUCAACUAGUUCAUCAAAUGAUUUAAAUUCAACUGUCGCUUCACUUAGACAAAGAUUGGCUCAAUUAACUAGUAAAUCUAAUGAAUAA